AAAUCAUUUACUCCUUGGCCUUCACAUGUAGCUUACCAUACCAAAUAUCGUAAGUUGAAUUUGCAACAUUCGAGAUUCGUCUGUCGAUUGGGGAUCAAAUCUGACGCAAGAAAAUGGAUGUCAAGAUCAUCAAUGCCAAAUCCGGCAAGGAGAUGCUAACGCUCCAUAAUCUGAACAAGGCAGUGACCAUUGAUCAUGUGAAGGAAGGUUUCUAUCAGAAUAAUAGGAAGUACUACCCGGAUAGGCAGGCAUUCAGGACCGAGCCUAAGGGUAAAUCUUUGAAGGGCGAUGAUACCCUGGGAUCCCUGGGUAUCACUCAUGGUGACAGUCUGUACUUCAAGGAUCUAGGCCCACAGGUUGGAUGGACUACUGUGUUCAUGACAGAGUACUCUGGUCCUCUGUUUGUCUACCUGCUCUUUUACCUGAGGCCUUCAAUCAUAUAUGGAGCUGAUGCAUCUCUGCCUCGCACACUAGUAGCAAACCUUGCUAUGGGAUGUUGGACCCUUCACUAUGGCAAGAGACUUCUUGAGACGCUCUUUGUUCAUCGCUUCUCUCACGCCACUAUGCCUAUCACCAACAUCUUCAAGAAUUCUAUAUACUACUGGGGAUUUGCAGCCUUUGUUGCCUACUUCAUGAACCAUCCUCUCUACACUCCACCCUCUUUCGGAGAUAGUCAAGUCUACUUUGGGCUCUUCAUGUUCUUGCUAUGUGAAUACGGGAACUUCUGUAUCCACGUUGUCCUGCGUGACCUUCGACCUCCUGGCACCAAGGAGCGCCGUAUCCCUUACCCGACUGGUAACCCCAUGACCCAGAUGUUCCGUUUUGUCAGCUGUCCUAACUACACCUACGAGACACUGGCAUGGGUUAGCUUUGCAAUCAUGACACAGUGUCUACCAGUACUUCUGUUCUGUCUAGCUGGGUUUGGUCAGAUGGCCAUCUGGGCCGGUGGCAAGCAUCGUAACUACAGGAAAGAAUUCAAGGAGUAUCCAAGGGGCAGGAAAACUAUCCUUCCACUCCUCCUCUAAGCGCCCUUUCACCAUUUACCCCUCUCCUUUUACACCCUCUUUUGACCCCCUUC
Messenger RNA from Strongylocentrotus purpuratus (purple sea urchin), 1078 nucleotides. Its product is annotated as very-long-chain enoyl-CoA reductase. The record is from RefSeq and is a predicted model, not a curated record. Lineage: Eukaryota; Metazoa; Echinodermata; Echinoidea; Camarodonta; Strongylocentrotidae. Bases 114 to 1025 code for a protein of 303 amino acids. Gene Ontology annotation, molecular function: oxidoreductase activity, acting on the CH-CH group of donors. The transcript has 11 exons. Gene Ontology annotation, biological process: very long-chain fatty acid biosynthetic process.